UCUGUUGAUUUCCUGCAUCCAUCUCUCUUAAAAGCAGCGAGUCUUAAGUCUGUAGCCAUACUGGAUGACCCCCACUGCAAGCAGAAUAGCACACGGUUCUGUAAAAAAUGGUGUGUGAAAUCCUCCUCCUCCUUGUGUGCCUUGCCUUGAUGUCAACCCCUGUGGAGGGUUAUAACGGUAAUCUAGGCAUACUUUGUGAAGAUUUGGUAGACCAUCGCAACAAUGACGUUCUGAAGACAGCUCUUGGCAGACUUAGUUUGAUAGGACACAGCUGUAAGGAUAUUCAGGAAAAAUACCAUAUCCACGAAGAUGGCUUGUAUUACCUCAUCACGACCAGUGGGGUGGUGUACCAGACUUACUGUGACAUGACCACAGCAGGUGGUGGCUGGACUCUGGUGGCUAGUGUGCAUGAGAACAACAUCUAUGGGAAGUGCACUGUAGGGGACCGCUGGUCAAGUGAGCAGGGAAACAGCCCUAAUUGGCCGGAUGGAGAGGGGACAUGGAGCAACACAGUGACCUUUGGAACUCCUGAGGGCGCUACCAGUGAUGACUAUAAAAAUCCUGGUUACUAUGACAUUACAGCAAAGGAUGUGUCAGUGUGGCACGUUCCCAAUACAAGUCUGCUGAAACACUGGAAGAUUGCUGCCAUCAUGCGUUACCACACAGAGACACAUUUUCUCCAACUCUACGGAAACAAUCUGUAUCAUCUCUUCAAUACCUUUAAAGUGAGGUACAAUGCUGGAGCAUGUCCGGUCAACAAUGGGCCUGCUAUUCCUGUGGUGUAUGAUUUUGGAGAUGCGGAAAAAACCAAACAGUUUUAUGGGCCAUAUACAAGAACUGAAUUUACUCCGGGCUACAUCACCUUCAGGGUGUUUAACCAUGAGAGAGCCGCCAUGGCCAUCUGCUCUGGAGUCAAACCCACUGGGUGCAACACUGAACAAUACUGCAUUGGUGGUGGGGGAUUUUUUCCGGAGGGAAAUCCAAUCCAGUGUGGUGACUUCACAAGCUUUGCCUGGAGUGGAUAUGGGACCAAUACAGGUUGGAGUACCUCGAAGGAGAUUCUCGAAUCCUCCGUGCUGCUCUUCUACCGCUGACGUUCUCCUAACAGACAGCAUGACUAAACUUCAAGUGUGGCACAUGCCUUUGUUUUUCAACUUGUAUUUACUAUUUACUAUUUACUCUCACACUUUGACUGAAUAAUAAACAAGUGAGUGGUUGGAAUUAAA
Molecule: messenger RNA, 1226 nt
Organism: Alosa alosa (allis shad)
Lineage: Eukaryota; Metazoa; Chordata; Actinopteri; Clupeiformes; Clupeidae
Product: intelectin-like
Exons: 8
Coding region: 108-1094 (328 amino acids)
Molecular function (GO): oligosaccharide binding
Source: RefSeq, a predicted model, not a curated record